This is a messenger RNA of Ochlerotatus camptorhynchus, 4093 nucleotides long. RefSeq names its product Suppressor of deltex (gene Su(dx)). Bases 583 to 3609 code for a protein of 1008 amino acids. Gene Ontology annotation, cellular component: cytoplasm. NCBI's taxonomy places the organism in Eukaryota, Metazoa, Arthropoda, Insecta, Diptera, Culicidae. Gene Ontology annotation, biological process: protein polyubiquitination; proteasome-mediated ubiquitin-dependent protein catabolic process. The record is from RefSeq and is a predicted model, not a curated record. The transcript is spliced from 6 exons. Gene Ontology annotation, molecular function: ubiquitin protein ligase activity; protein binding.
UGCUGGUGGGUGCAAGAAAGUGCAAAAUCGUAGCCAUUUGGAAAAGCGAAGAAAAUAUUCUGCAUCGUCAAAUUUAAGUGCUAUAUUUUUCGUAAAAGUGUCGCUAAGAGGUUCCCUUUCGAGUGCGAAACCAAUUCCUCCCGGCAGCAGGAGCAAUGUGAACGGUUCCGAACGUUGCGUGAGUGUCGGAGGAACAUAAAAGACAAUAAUUUUCGGAAACUGCUGGUUCGCUUGACGUAGAAAGUGGGAAAAGAAGAAGCAGCUGCAGUGAAUCAAAGCUGUUUUUGACGACACAACAGCAGCAAAAAAAAAAAUAAUAGAAGAUCCGUUUCGGUUUGAACGGGGAAAAUAGAAGCGGAAAAAAGUGAUUUUCCACACUACAAAAACGUGGGGGAUAUUGGGUUGGGAGCAGGUGUCGUUCCACUAAUCGAUACGGAUCGACUCGACGACAGCAGUAUAAAAACGUGACCAACAGCCACCUCCUUAUACGUACGGAGGGGGACUGCACACGGUCGGUAGAACAAACGAGCAACACGUGGACGAACGUCGUUAAAGUAUAUAAUUAAUAUAUCGACACAACAGAUGGAAGAGGGAAUACAUCAGCUGAGUGUUACGAUCGAGUACGCCUCCUUACGCACCAAUGGUUUCCUCAAACCGAACCCUUACGUGGAGAUUUCAAUCGACAAUAAAAGCACCCGCAAGACCGAUUUCCUAAAGAACACCAACGCACCCAAAUGGAACGAGCGCUUCACCGUGAUCGUGUCGGCCAAUUCGUUGCUACACUUUCGGGUGCUGGAUCACUCCAGCUUCCGGAAGGACUCAGUUCUUGGUCAACAGACGGUCUAUCUGGCCAACAUUCUGGAACACUACAAUGGUGUGUUGGAGAAUCUGGAACUCAGCAUGGACCUGCUGUCGGACGGGUCCAGUUCGAAAGUGAACGAACCGCGACAGCCAUCGAAAACCGGUGAACUGGUAGCAGUGCUAAAUGGGCUGAAGAUAGAUAUGCGAACGGUGCCACUGCGGCCGGGCAGCAGUGGUGCUGUAGGGCUAAACACCAGUGGUAGUGGCAGCAGUCACAGCAAUGACGUAGCAGCAGUAGCACUCAUCAACGGCAAUGGGCUAUCUUCAGCACUGGACAUGGUCGGCACCAGUAGUGGGUCUAACAGCUACCGAAGUAGUAUCCUAAAUGGUGGUAUCCGUGCACGCAUGCGACUCCGUGGAUCUUCGUCACAGUCUCAAUCGUCACAGCUGCAACCCCCUUCCAGUGGCCCCGGAAGUAUUCAAUCGUCGUCUACACAGUACCCAGUACAACCCCAUCAUUCCCCUUUGGCCGGCAACAGUCACGGUAAUAUCAAUAGCUUGGGUGAUUGUGUAUCGGUUAACAGUGCUGCGGCAAAUUUCAACGAUCUAAGCAUACAUUCCACUGGAUCGGCAUCGCCUUCGGCGUGCACAAUGGGUAACGGUGUUGCGAUGCCAAUGGUCGGAGGAGCUUCUCCGAUGGGUCCCGGAGCAUCAACCGGUGCUGUCCGCCGGAGUAGUGGGAUAAAUUGGGAUCAACAGCAACAACAGGAACAAGCUCAGACGAUGCAUUCAAUGGCAACUGGACAUCCGCGUCUUGGUCCGGUGUAUUCUAAUUCAUCGCAAGAUUCAUUGAUUAAUGGCGUUCCGAAUGGUGCUAAUCAUGGUCAAGCGCAGCCGAGCAUGAGUGGUGCAUUGGUGCCUAUGAACGGUGGUCCACAGCAAGUAGCGACAGCAGGAGCAUCACCAGGUGCGUUGGUUCCCAUCGGUGGAAGUCUAACCGAUCAACAGAUGCUGUUAGAAGCAGCAGCGGCGCAACAAAAUCCAAUUGAUGACGAACCUCUUCCGGCGGGCUGGGAAAUGCGAGUCGAUAAAUACGGUCGUCGGUACUAUGUGGACCAUAACACACGUUCUACGUAUUGGGAAAAGCCACAACCACUGCCUGCAGGUUGGGAAAUGCGGCGAGAUGCACGAGGUCGAGUGUACUACGUAGAUCAUAACACUCGAACAACGACCUGGCAGCGGCCGAACAGCGAACGGCUAAUGCACUUCCAACAUUGGCAAGGCCAACGCCAACACAUCAUAUCACAGGGUAAUCAAAGGUUCCUAUAUCCUCAGCAUGCUCAACAAUCGAACACGACAUCCGUGCAAGAGGAUGAUGAUGGCCUAGGAACACUUCCUGAUGGUUGGGAAAAACGGGUUCAACCGGAUAAUCGUGUAUACUUUGUGAAUCACAAAAAUCGAACAACGCAAUGGGAAGAUCCCCGAACUCAAGGUCAAGAAGUAAACAUGCUUGCCGAAGGACCGCUGCCGCCGGGAUGGGAGAUCCGAUACACAGCAAGCGGGGAGCGGUUCUUUGUAGAUCAUAACAAUCGAAAAACUACAUUUGAAGACCCACGGCCUGGUGCACCGAAGGGUGGAAAAGGUGUCUACGGAGUUCCACGAGCCUACGAACGGUCCUUCCGAUGGAAGCUCAGUCAAUUCCGGUACCUGUGUCAAAGUAAUGCCCUCGCAUCUCAUAUCAAGAUUACUCUCACCCGUCAAACUUUGUUUGAAGACUCCUACCACCAAAUAAUGCGACUACCAGCUUACGAACUACGGCGACGGCUGUACAUCAUCUUCCGAGGGGAAGAAGGUUUGGAUUACGGUGGCGUUUCGCGAGAAUGGUUCUUCUUGCUAUCGCAUGAGGUGCUCAAUCCAAUGUACUGUCUGUUCGAGUAUGCCAACAAAAACAACUACAGUCUACAAAUCAAUCCUGCCAGCUACGUCAAUCCAGAUCACUUGCAGUAUUUUAAAUUUAUUGGCCGAUUUAUCGCGAUGGCUCUGUACCAUGGGCGGUUUAUCUACUCUGGCUUUACGAUGCCGUUCUACAAGCGAAUGCUGAACAAGAAGCUAACUACCAAAGAUAUCGAAACGAUUGACCCGGAGUUUUACAAUUCGCUCAUCUGGGUGCGGGAUAACAAUAUCGACGAGUGUGGCUUGGAGUUGUGGUUCAGUGUGGACUUCGAGGUGCUGGGGCAGAUUAUUCAUCACGAGUUGAAAGAGGAAGGCGAUAAGGAACGAGUAACGGAGGAAAAUAAGGAGGAGUACAUUUCACUCAUGACCGAAUGGCGAAUGACGAGAGGUAUUGAAGAGCAAACCAAAACCUUUUUGGACGGUUUCAACGAGGUGGUGCCUUUGGAGUGGCUGAAGUACUUUGACGAGCGGGAGCUGGAACUGAUGCUUUGCGGUAUGCAGGAGAUCGACGUCGACGAUUGGCAGCGGAAUUCGAUCUACCGGCAUUACAAUCGUAACAGCAAGCAGAUGGUGUGGUUCUGGCAGUUUGUACGAGAAACUGACAACGAAAAGCGCGCCCGACUGCUACAGUUUGUGACGGGAACGUGUCGGGUGCCGGUCGGUGGAUUCGCCGAACUGAUGGGCUCGAACGGUCCCCAGCGGUUCUGCAUCGAAAAGGUCGGCAAGGACACGUGGCUCCCCCGGUCACACACGUGCUUCAACCGGUUGGAUUUACCGCCGUAUAAGAGCUACGAUCAGCUGGUCGAGAAGCUAAACUACGCAAUCGAAGAAACGGAAGGCUUUGGGCAGGAGUAAAAGCGCUCAUUCCUGGCAUGCUGGCGGUGGGAUACAACUUUGAGUGGAAAUGUGAAACGACAGAAAUAUCUGCGGUGAUAGAAAAUUCGCAAUUUGAAUUGAUUAGAACAAAGCGGUAUUUUUCUGCUUUUAUGUGGAAAGUUGUUAUGUUCUCGGUUGGUUGUAUAUUGUGAUUUUAUCCAAUUUAGCGUAUUAUUUUAGCCAGACAUUUUUUUUACAACCGAAUUCUUUAUUUGGAUGCGGAAAUAACCGGCAUUAAUCAAUGGACUACAUUGAAAUUUGUAAAUAACCCAAACCUUAGAAAACGAACCCGGAGCAAUCCGUUUAGUUUUUCCCUUGUUCCAAAAAAAAAAUCGUGAUACAUAAAAAGAGAAGUGAAGAAAAUAAUGUAAUAUAUCUUAUUAAACUUUUGUAAAUAAAACAAAGCAACUAGGCCUAGCUAAAUUAGACAAAAGUUAGACGAAAUAAACGUCACUUCAGCAAA